AAAAAUAUUAAAAUAUGGAAUCUACACAGGAGGAGAAGAACAAGCAGGUGGAAAUGGAGGUUGAUUCAGAUCCGAAGAUAGCUGAGAUGACUGAAGAAGAAAGAGAAGAAUACAAAGACAAACUAGAAGAAGAAAAAGAAGCUGAGAUCACUAUAAAUUACACAAAACUCGGCAGUGAAGAAUGUCCUGUAAACGAAGAUGACGAGGAUAUUUAUUACCAAGAAGUAUACCGUAUUCCAGCGAUCGAAAACCUAGAAAGAUGCUCUAAGUUAAAGAUACUUUCCUUGCGUAAGAACAUGAUCAAGAAGAUUGAGGGACUAGAGGAGUGUACAGCUCUAACUGAGCUAGAUCUUUAUGAUAACAGAAUCAAGAAGAUUGAAGGGCUAGACACUCUUGUUAACCUUGAAACCCUCGAUCUUUCAUUCAACAGGAUCAAGUUAGUUGAAAAUCUUGACUCCCUCGUUAACCUCAAGACCCUGUACUUGAUUGGAAACAGAAUCAGGAAAAUUGAGAAUCUUUCUGCCCUAAAAGUAGUUAAUGAGGUUGACUUUGGAGACAACAAAAUUAAAUCCAUUGAAGGAAUUGAAGAGGUUCCUCAAAUCACCAAGUUCUACAUUGCCAAGAAUAGGAUCAAGGAAUUCCAUCCUUGUAUUAAAAAUCUGACUAAGCUAAAAGUCCUUGGAAUUCAGACCAACGAAAUUUCAAAAAUUAGCAAUCUUGAAGAGUGCGUUGAGUUAGAAGAACUCUAUAUGCAGCAGAACUUUGUAUCUGAGAUUGAAGGACUCGAGACUCUCACAAACCUCAUGAUAUUCGAUGUAGCUUACAACAAGAUUGAAGCAAUCUCUGGGUUAGAUUCUAACAAGGAACUUACAGAUUUAUGGAUCAACAGUAACAAAAUCUCAGAUUGGAGUUCAGUAGAGUACCUCAAAAAUCUGCCAAACCUGGACACAAUCUACUUAAUCCACAACAAAGUUGCAGAGGACAAGAAGUACAUUGAAUACGUUAUGGAGAACAUUCCAUCAGUGACUCAGAUAGACUCUGACAACGUCCAGCUUAUCAAAAGAAGAGCUGCUUCUGGAGGAACUCAAGUAAAACCCUUCAUUGUAAAGGGAAAUGAAGAAGCAUCAAACAUGCUCAAAACAGUUCUGAAGAAAUGGUAA
This is a messenger RNA of Moneuplotes crassus, 1160 nucleotides long. Lineage: Eukaryota; Ciliophora; Spirotrichea; Euplotida; Euplotidae. The record is from the annotation of a GenBank genome assembly.